Messenger RNA from Closterium sp. NIES-65, 555 nucleotides. Lineage: Eukaryota; Viridiplantae; Streptophyta; Zygnematophyceae; Desmidiales; Closteriaceae. The record is from the annotation of a GenBank genome assembly.
AUGCCGGACGAGCCAGGGUCCCCGGAGAGCAACCCCGAGGAUCUCGAGGGAGGAACGUCGGGACAUGGCGGCGGCGAGGGAGGGUCGUCGUCGGUUCGGGAGCAGGAUCGGUUUCUGCCUAUCGCGAAUAUUAGUCGGAUUAUGAAGAAGGCGCUGCCGCAGAACGCCAAGAUCGCGAAAGACGCCAAGGAGACGGUUCAGGAGUGCGUAUCCGAGUUCAUCAGCUUUAUCACCAGCGAGGCGAGCGACAAGUGCCAGCGUGAGAAGCGCAAGACGAUCAACGGCGACGAUUUGCUGUGGGCGAUGAGCACGCUGGGCUUCGAGGACUAUGUGGAGCCGCUUAAAGUGUACCUGCACAGAUACCGCGAGACUGAGGGAGAGGGAGCAACCAAGGACGGCAAGCCGCAGCCAGCACCAGGAGGCUCAGCGCAGCAGACCUCGCUCCCCUCCUCGCUUCCCCAAUCCAACGCACAGAUGCCGUCCUCUUCAGCAUACCCAUCCGGGGGCUCAGUUCCGUACAUGCAGCCGCAGAUGAUGCCUCCUGGUGGUUACCAG